CAGAAGAGGAUACUUAGAGGGACUUGACUCUCCUCUUAGUGGGCUCCUCUACUCUGCCUCUUUGUCUCUGCUCCCCCCUCUGUGAAUCCUUCCUCUCUAGAAGAAACCAGUCAUGUCCACCAGAACUACAAGCGUGAAAACCGUCAGGACCAGCUAUGGCUCCGGCAGCAGCAGUGGUGGCUUCGGCGGUGGCAGCCGUGUGUCUGUAGGAGGUGGAGGAUUUUCCUCAAGAUCUGCUGUUCAGAUGAGGCCAUCAUACGCAAUGUCAACAUCCAGCAUGGCAGGCGGCUCAAUGCUGCGGUCAAGCAUGGGUGGUGGUGGCGGCGGCGGCUACGGAUCUGGCUUCGGUGCUGGUGGUGGUGGCGGUUUUGGAUCCGGUGGCAGUUUCAGCAGCAGCUCCGCUUAUGGUGGUGGUUUCGGAGGUGGUUUCGGAGGUGGUUUCGGCGGUGGCUUCGGUGGCGGUGCCGGAGGCAUUGCAGUGGCCCCCAUCACGAAUGUCCAAGUCAACCAGAGCCUGCUGGCCCCCCUGAACCUCGAGAUCGACCCCAACAUCCAGACUGUCCGCACCCAAGAGAAGGAACAGAUCAAAACUCUGAACAACCGCUUCGCCAGCUUCAUUGACAAGGUGCGCUUCCUGGAGCAGCAAAACAAAAUGCUGGAGACCAAGUGGAGCCUCCUGCAGGAGCAGACCACCACCCGCUCCAACAUCGACGGCAUGUUCGAGGCCUACAUCGCCAACCUGCGCAGACAGCUCGAUGGGCUCGGCAACGAGAAGAUGAAGCUGGAGUCAGAGCUGAAGAACAUGCAGGGUCUGGUGGAGGACUUCAAGAACAAAUAUGAAGAUGAAAUCAACAAGCGUGCCUCUGUGGAGAAUGAGUUUGUGCUCCUCAAGAAGGAUGUCGAUGGUGCAUACAUGAACAAAAUUGAGCUGGAGGCCAAGGUUGACGCUCUUCAGGAUGAGAUCAACUUCCUCAGAGCUAUCUAUGAAGCUGAACUGCGUGAGCUCCAGGGCCAGAUCAAGGACACUUCAGUCAUUGUGGAGAUGGACAACAGCCGUGGCCUGGACAUGGACGCCAUUGUCGCCGAAGUCAGGGCACAGUAUGAGGAAAUCGCCAACAACAGCAGAGCCGAGGCUGAGAAAUGGUAUCAGCAGAAGGUAGGUGAAGAGUCUGCAAAGUCAAAUGCUAGCAGAGAGAUUUGUGGAACCUUUAGUAACUAUGUUUUAAUCUCAUCCCUUCAGUACCAGGAAAUGCAGACAUCUGCAAACCAGGCUGGAGAUGACCUCCGCAGCACCAAGAGCGAAAUCGCUGAGCUCAACCGCAUGAUCAGCCGCAUCCAGAAUGAGAUUGAGGCAGUCAAGGGACAGCGUGCCAACCUUGAGGCUCAGAUCGCUGAGGCCGAGGAGCGCGGUGAGCUGGCCGUGAAGGACGCCAAGGCCCGCAUCAAGGACCUUGAAGACGCCCUGCAGAGAGCCAAGCAGGACAUGGCCCGCCAGGUCCGCGAGUACCAGGAGCUCAUGAACGUCAAGCUUGCUCUGGACAUUGAGAUCGCCACCUACAGGAAGCUCCUGGAAGGAGAGGAGUCCAGAAUUGCCUCCGGCGGUGGAUCUGCAACCAUCCACGUGCAGUCUUCAAGCAGCAGCUUCGGUGGUAGCUCAGGAGGCGGCGGCGGCUACGGCAGUGGAUAUGGCGGUGGUUACGGCGGUGGCAUGUCCGUGGGCGGCGGCGGCGGCUACGGCAGCGGCAUGAGCAUGGGCGGCGGCAGCUACGGCGGCAGCGGCAUGAGCAUCGGUGGUGGUGGCAGCGUCUCUUCAAAAACCUCUACCAUGGUCUCAUCCACGCGCCGUUUUUAGAGCGGCAGCCAUCUUUUCCUCCACCACCCCCCCCUUCCCUGAUUUUAUUCUCCACAUACCCACAUACCCACUGAGAGUCAGAGAUUACAUCCAAAUACAAGUAAAGGCAGAGAGCUUGUUGUGAGCAGCAGAGAUGUGAGUCAGUCCUUUCCUCCUCUGAGCAGUCAGCCUGGCUGUCUUUUGGUUGCUGGAUGUGCUGUUGUGUAGAAAAGAGGAUACUUACGAAACAUCGAAUGCUGCACACCAGUUGACAACAACGGGUUGUAGUUUUGCACCGAAUGAGGAGAAGAUGUUGCACUUAAAACACUUAAAUUCACGAAACAAACAUGCAGCGCCACACAUGUAACUCCUCCUUCGUGCAAACUCACCUGCUGCCUCACAUCUGUCAUUUUGUUGUUUAACAAAAGCAGCCAUGUAACACAUUCAUAUGUGAUCUUUGGUAUCCUCUUUUACUUCUCCUGUUUUGUUUUUUGAGGGAAAACAAGCUCUCCACUGCAGUUAAUGCGUGGUUGGGGUUUUGAGCAUACUUCACUUCCACUUCUGCUCUGAAUAAAAAAACAAGUAAGAGUUAAGGCUGACUAGGACUACCAGAUUUAUUGUAACACUGUACGACCGAUAACAUCUGGAAUAAAUCUGUGUUCAUAUCCA
This is a messenger RNA of Mugil cephalus (flathead mullet), 2500 nucleotides long. RefSeq names its product keratin 5 (gene krt5). Gene Ontology annotation, cellular component: keratin filament. Bases 113 to 1852 code for a protein of 579 amino acids. Gene Ontology annotation, biological process: keratinization; intermediate filament organization. Lineage: Eukaryota; Metazoa; Chordata; Actinopteri; Mugiliformes; Mugilidae. The record is from RefSeq and is a predicted model, not a curated record. The transcript is spliced from 8 exons. Gene Ontology annotation, molecular function: structural constituent of skin epidermis.